AUGCCCGAUGUAACAAUACCGAGUGAAAUUCAAGUACCAGCUGGCAAUAUUUUCGCGUUUUAUAUGUACGCCAUCGGAAUUUAUAACAAUCUUUGUCGAUAUAACGGUUCUGCAGGAACAGGAUGGAUUCCUGUUGGUCCAGCAGCAUUUUUAUUAAAUGAUAAUUCCAGUUUUCCAUUCAAUCCUACUUCAUUCUCGGCUGUCAUUGCUACCGUGCCUGAUCAGCCGCUGAAUGGCAUUCCAAUUAUAACAUUGGAUUCAAUUGUUCCAACUGAUACAUCUGGCAUAAUUUAUAAACAUUCAGUUAGUGCGCCUACAGAUCCUGCUAAUUUAGGGGGGUUCUACUCUGGUGGAAAUGGAACACUCAAAAAUAUUACUUAUAUCCAAGAAAUUUCUGUGCUUGGCGGAGUUCAUCCGAACGACAGUCUCUGUGGCACCGUAUUUUCCGAUUCUGAUUAUUUUGGAACUGGAUACACUUCUAUGUUAUUAUUUUAUCAGAGUAAUUCGA
Molecule: messenger RNA, 508 nt
Organism: Dentiscutata erythropus
Lineage: Eukaryota; Fungi; Glomeromycota; Glomeromycetes; Diversisporales; Gigasporaceae
Source: the annotation of a GenBank genome assembly